Molecule: messenger RNA, 1007 nt
Organism: Cucumis melo (muskmelon)
Lineage: Eukaryota; Viridiplantae; Streptophyta; Magnoliopsida; Cucurbitales; Cucurbitaceae
Product: LOB domain-containing protein 4
Exons: 2
Coding region: 145-666 (173 amino acids)
Source: RefSeq, a predicted model, not a curated record
UCCUCAUCGCUCCCUACUUUUCCUUUCUCUUUUCUUCUACUUCUAAAAUAAACCUCCAGACUCUUAUUUCCAAACCCAAAUUUACCACAAAAUUUGAUACUUACGUUAUUAAAACUAUCACAAUUUGCAUUCUCUUAAAGAGAAAUGAAGGAGAUUAGUGGAAGAAAACAAGGUACAUCUCUUUCACCAUGUGCAGCUUGCAAGCUUCUUCGCCGUAGAUGUGCUCAAGAUUGCGUUUUCGCCCCUUACUUCCCCGCCGACGAGCCUCAUAAAUUUGCUAGCGUUCAUAAGGUCUUUGGAGCUAGUAAUGUUAACAAGAUGUUACAGGAGCUACCGGAACAACAACGAAGCGAUGCAGUAAGUUCGAUGGUGUAUGAGGCAAACGCAAGGGUACGAGAUCCCGUGUAUGGUUGUGUUGGAGCCAUAUCAUCGUUACAACAACAGAUUGAUCUCUUGCAAACACAACUAGCAAUAGCGCAAGCGGAGGUGGUUCACAUGCGGAUGCGCCACAUCCCGUCAUCCUCUUACAACCCAACGAUGGGCCACUCAUCGGAAACCGCCUCGCCCUCCAGCAAGAUGAACAUUCCGGUGCCAAACAAGUCCUAUUUUUCCAUGGACAUGGUUGACCACGACAGCAUGGGGGAGACCUUGUGGUCGUCUUGCUAGCUAAUUAAUUUUAAGCCCUUUAGGCGUGCGCUCUUUUGCCUUCACUUUUUUAUUUUAUUUUUUCCCUUCUUCUUAUUUUUCCUAAUUAUCAUUAUAAUGUGCUUUUCUUUAUCAUUAUAAUGGGGCUUGCUUUAUUGUAUGUUUGCUUUUAUUAAUACUUUUUUUUUUCUUCUUUGGCUCUUUAUAAUAUAUAUAUGUAACUUUGUAGAAAAGAAAAGAAAAAAGAAAAAACAGUGCUACGCGGAGAGAUUGUUAUUAUGAUCAUUAUUGAUAACCAUAUUGUAAAUGCUAAAACAAUUAAUGUAAUUAGAUUAUGAGGUGUCAUUUCUCUAUAUGUUUAA